AUAGGCGAUUCUAUUUUCCAUCAACGCGCAUGCGCAGAGUUCUCCUGCGGCUUGCCGUAGGAAAGCGAACGUCAUCUGAAUGAGAAUGAUUUCUCUCAGACAGUUCUUCCGCCAGGCGUCGCUGUUUGCCGCGGCUCCGGGGUUAACGGCUCUGAUGAGCGGCUCGGUUCUGGCUGCCAGCGAGGGGAAGAAGAAGAAGAACUCCCAGGCCGCUCUGAGCAUCGACGAGUUGCCAUCCCUCUACACCAGACCCGAGGCGCCGCUGGCGCCGCUGGAGCCGGAAGCGGGUCAGCUGGAGCAGAGCAUGGCGUCGAUGAGGAAAUGGGCCACGCCGUACACCGACAGCUGUCAGCAAAAUGUCCGACUGGCAGCAGAGGAAGCUGAGGUAACUUCAGACCGAGUCAUUAAGCGGGUGUACAGAACGGCGGAGCCGACCCUGAACGCAUCGCUGUCGACCAUCAGAGAAACGUACCGGUUCCUCAGCGACCCGCCUCCGGACCUUUAUCCCAGCGCCGCCGCCAUCGGCUUCUCCGGGUUCCUGGGACUCUACCUGGCCAGAGGCUCCAGGCUGAAGCGCGUGGCGUUUCCUGCGGGCCUCAUGGCGCUCAGCGCCUCCAUGUUUUACCCCCAGCAGGCCGCCGGCCUGGCCCAGUUGAGUCGAGACCAGGUGCUCACCUGGACUCGGCAGGGCCGCGUUGCCAUGGAAACUCUGUGGAAAGAUCCCCUGUUUGGCAAGAAAAAGGUGGUGAAACCCGGGAAGUCGGAGGGAGCAGAGAGCAGCGGCAGAAACGGCUGAUCAGCUGAACAGAGCGGCGCUCUGAAGGACGGACGCCUGGUCCAGGAAGCAGGAAACCUUCUUCCUCCUCCGCUCGUCAUCGUUUUCUGUCUCCUGUGAGCUGAACACCUUCAGACCGGCGCCAACACGAACUCUCAGUUCUCUGGAUCGUCUCGUCUUCCUGCUGACAGGGAAUCAUCUGCAGUUCUGUUUCCUCACUGGUUCUGUCCAAACCAAGCAGAACCCGCCUGCAGCACACCUCACUGCCGUCUCACACCUCCUGUUGUUUUACAGUCACCAUCCAUCCAUUUUCUUUCAUCCUUGUCCCUCAGUGGGGUCGGGAGGGUUGCUGGUGCUUCUCCAGCUAACG
Molecule: messenger RNA, 1145 nt
Organism: Poecilia reticulata (guppy)
Lineage: Eukaryota; Metazoa; Chordata; Actinopteri; Cyprinodontiformes; Poeciliidae
Product: MICOS complex subunit MIC26
Biological process (GO): cristae formation
Cellular component (GO): MICOS complex
Source: RefSeq, a predicted model, not a curated record